GUUAAUGUUUUCCACGCAGACAGUCGACUGAGCCGCUCAACGAAACAGGGGGUCACGUUGGGCAGCUGGUCAAUAUUUGAAAAGAAAAGGGAAUUUCAGUAGCUAAAUGUCAUACGCGGAAUAUUUCGUGACUAGUGCCUCUACAAUUGGUCGAUAAUGCGGCCUCUGCGUAAAGAGACACAACACACUAGAAAAGAAACAAGACUAGUCGUCUCUUAAUGUGGGACGCCCUAUGUGUUCGAACGAAGCAGACCACGCUGUUCGGUCGCAUCUUACAGUUUCCGUCACUGUUGCAGUUCUUAUCGCCACCUCGUUGAUUAUUUAGCUGGCCGUUGUUGGCGAAACACCACUCUCCCUUCAUCUCGGCCAUUUCGGAAAACAUGGCCGAUUACUCAGUGAAACUUUUUUGAGGACAGAAAGAAGCCUGUGUACCCUUUGUGUGUGUGUGUGUGUUUGCUCAUUCCAAAGUUGGAGUUUGAGUGCCGUUGGACUCUUCCCCCCUAAGUUUGACAAGUUCGUUGACCUACGUGCUGUAUAUGUGGCGUUUGUCUUUCACUCUCUCUUUACCGUUGCAGCUCAUGAACCGACGUACUUAAAAUAAAAUUUCGAGUGAAAACUGUGAAAUCGAAAGAGUGCAACAGCGUGUGUGUGUACGUCCUCAGUUUCGGGGUCCAGCCGAAACGGCUCAGGGUUUGACCUCAAUUUCGGCGUUCUUUCUGAGUUGGCUUUGCUGCUGGCACAGAAUAUCCUUUAAAAAAAAAACCAGUCGAGCCGGCUUUUAUAGUUGUUCAGCCAUUUCAACUCGGGGGAAAUAUAAAAAGACCUGGUGUCAAGUUGGUUCGUGCUCUCGAACGAUGGAGAACGGCAAUGGAGUAGACAGCUGUGACAAAGCUGAAGUGAAUCUGGAUAAAAAGCCUGAAACUGCUGCUGCUGUUGUUAUCAUGGCAUUGGAAGAUGAAAAGUUGCCACCGUCGGGUUUAGCUACAGACGAUGGCGUGUCGGAAGACAAACUUAAAACGUGUAAUACCGUUGACAACAACAAAGAUUCGCCAAGUCAAAAUGCUGAAGUGCCAGAAAUCAUAAAAGCAGAAGAAAAUGUAGAAUCGAAAGAAAAGUCUAGUGAAGAAACAGCCAAAGAAGAAGAAGUGAAAGAAAACGGAGAGGUUGUAGUAGACAUUGUUCCGACAAUUAAGGUGGAGCCUGAGCAAGUUGAAACGGUAGAAGAAAAACCGUUAUCACCGCCCCCGGAGAAGAUGGAUGAUGCGGAGGCGUCUGCUGAAGUGAAAAAGGCCAAGGAGGCGUCGGUGGAUGAGGCCAAAGAAUCUACAAUGGAUGAAGUUGAGGAAGACGAAGAAGAAAUUCCAGGAGACAAUGACAAGAAAAACUCCAACGCCGAAAUGGAAAUGGAGGAUCAACAGUCGUCGACUUCAUCCUCUCCAUCGGCCUUGCACAUCCAUUUGGAUGAGGAGGACAAGGACGAGUCCUUGAAUGACAAGGACAAGGAAACUGCAGACCCUUCACUACCUCUGAUUAGCAAUGUGGUCAGUCUGUCGUCGAUCGCGUCAUCGUCGUCAUCGCUGACGCCUCCACCUCCUACGCGUUCCGUCCAGUCACCGUCUACUCAACCUCCUUCGCCCACGCCUUCGGCCGAAUCUGGAAACAGCAGCGUCCGUCGUACCACACUCCGUUUUAAACGAGGCAUCGAAAUUAGUUUCGACGUAGAUCAAAACGGCCAGCCGGUUAGCGUCAAUAAUCACGAAGCCAAUAAUCCCAUGCCAUCGGCUUCGUCAGGAGAACCCCGACAGAAACGUGGGCGCAUGGAGGAAGAGGACGAGGAGGAUGCCAGUCAGCCGGAUAUAUCAGAACUGGAUGCCGAAGGGACGAGUAAUGUUCUGUCGUCUGUCCAAAAAGAUAUCCGCACUCUGCGUUUCAUGGCCAAACAAAAAGAAAAAGAAUGGAACUACAUUCUAAAAUUGAUGAAGGUUAAGGAGGAAUUGCAAGCCAAAUUGAUGCGACGAAGGGAAGUGUUGAAGAUUACCUCAUCCAGCAUCAGAAAAAAUGUACCCAACUCCAACCAAACUCACACUGUGGCUCAGGCCCAUGUUCAACACCAUCAACAACAACAACAACAACAGUCGGGUGCAUCCAACCUACAAAGUUUCAUUAAUCAUUCACUGAACACCAUGAUGGGCAAAUCAUCCGGCUUGUCAAAAAGCAUCAUGUCCAACAGCCCCGUAAUGAAUCAUCAGCAGUCGCAACAACUUAUCCAACAACAGCAACAGUUGCAGCACCAGCAUCAACUUCAACAACAUCAGCUACAUCAACAUCAGCUCCAGCAGCAAGCCAAAAUGAACCGCCAACGACCAAUUCUACCCAAACCUAGCCUGCAAAUCCAUCCGGAAGUUCAGAUGUGGACCCAGCAACAGCAGCAGCAACAACAACACAACCAUCACCAUCACCACCAUCAUCAUAGCAACAAUAACAACAAUAGCUCGAAUAACCAUCACCACCACAACACUGUAGUGGAUUCAGUCGUUGGAGCCUGUGCAGAUUCACAGGCGGAUGCCCGGAAUCGUCAAGGCACUAUUAGCGUUCAGUCGCUAAUUGCCGACUAUCGAGCCAAACAUCCCGAAGAAAUACCGACACGUGGAAGACGAAUCCGACAGCCAUCUAGGAUUUGCAAUGAUCCCAAUUCGUCCAGCAGUCCACCUCCAAAUUCCCAACCUGGUGGGCAGGAAGGAGCCAAUAUGAGCUUCAAGGACGUACUGCUCCAGUUCGCCAAAAUGAGCAGCCGUCAAGGCCACCCGAAUCCGGUGGAUAUGAUCCAAGUGGGAAAGGAGUCGCCGGGGACUUCUGGGAAUAGCGCCAUGGCGGGAAGCAGCAGCAGCGGCGGUGGUGGUGGUGGUAGUAGUAGCAGUGCGGCGGCUCUUCAGAGUCUGGCCGCUGCCCGUAAUGCACGCAGCAGCCCACACACGGCCGGUUUAUCGGCUGGUUCUAUUCUACAGAGCGCUCUCAGCGGCGGACGAACUAACCCUAAUUUCGCUCCUACUUUGGCCCAACUGCUUACCAACCCCGCCAAUGAGCAGCAGCAGCAACAACAGCAACAACAACAACAUCCACAUCAGUCACCUUUGAGUAGCAGCCAUCAGCCAGCAAUUUCUAUUCCAGUCGCAACAGCCUCAUCAUCCUCAUCUUCGGCGGCCGUUGCGGCUGCGGCGGCGGCAGCAGCAGCCGCAGCUUCUGCAGCCUCUUCUGCCGAAGUCUUGACUCUCUCCAACCUCUUAGCUACAGCCAGGGGUCACGUAACUAUCACGUCUGAACGUGCUGAGCUCGCCAACGACGACGUCACUGUAGUGGGCGGAUCAACUUCCGGCGGCCGGAACGUGUCGUCCAACAACGGCAACUACUUGCGAACCAGUGGUGGAAGCGAAGUGCCAAAGUGUCAAGGCUGCAACGAACGGGUGGCGCAAUUUGUGUGUGCCGGAUGUUCCAGCCAAUGGUAUUGCAGUCGAGAAUGUCAGGUGGCCGCCUGGGAGGAACAUUCUGAGCAUUGCGUAGGUUGAAAAUUGAAAAUCCAGCAAAAUAAAAAUGCAGCAAAGUAUAAAGAAAAAAGAAAAUUGAAUUCCAUCCACGCCAGGGUGAGGACUGAGAGGAAGAAAAGAAAAGGACGAAAAAGAAAAUUAUAUUUUUUGAAUGAAAUGGAAAAAAUUAAGAAUCGAGAGUGUGUUAGUGCAAACGCUGUUGAGUCGACCAUCUUCAGUUUACAGGUUGUUUUUUUUUUUUUGUUCAGAUGAAAACGAAUGGUAUCUACAUAUCCACUUCUUUUUAAUAACAAGUAUCGAUUGGUAUGCUAAAUUGUGUUGCGUAAAUUACGUCAAGCGUAAUGUUCAGUUUUCUAUGUUCUGCCAUUUGUUUUUUCUGUUGAAAAGAAUGACGGUGGUUUUGUUGGAAUUAUAAGGAGAAAGAGGUAGGAGAGAAAGAGACAUUUGUUUCGGCUAGUCACUAUACUAAACAAAAAAAAUUUAUCGUCUCUUCUGUUUUAAACCCUUUAUUCCCCUAUAAUGUUUCAUAUCAUCACGCAUUUCCCUCUCCCCCAUCCCAGUCUUCAAAUUCCACCCUACCACUUCCUUUAUUUCGAAAGAAAUCCCCGGUUUGAUAAAGAAUAAUCUUGAUCCCAUUUUUUCUUUCAUUCUGUUUCAUGUGUGUGUUAUGUUUCCCGGCUUUUCAAAUUAGGCCGACUUCAUGACGAUUUCAUUAUUAUUUUUUUUUUAAUUAUUUUUUUUUUGUUUUAAGAGAGAGUUAAAACCAUUUCCAGCAUUAUGGAAUAAAUCGAUUCUGUUCUUUA
This is a messenger RNA of Daphnia pulicaria, 4345 nucleotides long. Its product is annotated as putative mediator of RNA polymerase II transcription subunit 26. The transcript has 7 exons. NCBI's taxonomy places the organism in Eukaryota, Metazoa, Arthropoda, Branchiopoda, Diplostraca, Daphniidae. Gene Ontology annotation, molecular function: transcription cis-regulatory region binding. The coding region runs from base 855 to 3563 and encodes 902 amino acids. Gene Ontology annotation, biological process: regulation of transcription by RNA polymerase II. The record is from RefSeq and is a predicted model, not a curated record. Gene Ontology annotation, cellular component: nucleus.